AUGGAGAGCGACGGCGAGAAGAAGAAAGUUACGAUAAAGUCGUCAUCGUUCAGGCUGCGAAGCCCAAGCCUAAACGCUCUUCGUCUCCAACGGAUUUUCGACUUGUUCGACAAAAACGGCGACGGAUUCAUCACCGUCGAGGAGCUAAGCCAAGCUCUCUCUCGUCUCGGCCUCAACGCCGAUCUCUCCGAUCUCAAAUCCACCGUCGAAUCCUACAUACAGCCUGGAAACACCGGCCUCAAUUUCGACGAUUUCUCUUCCCUCCACAAGACCCUCGACGACUCCUUCUUCGGCGGAGCAGAGGAAAACGAUGAAACUUCUUCCCCGGAAUCCGCCGCCGCAGACGAGUCGGAUCUCGCGGAGGCGUUUAAGGUGUUCGACGAGAACGGCGACGGGUUCAUCUCCGCCAGGGAAUUGCAGACGGUUCUGAAGAAACUUGGGUUGCCUGAAGGAGGAGAGAUGGCGAGAGUGGAGAAGAUGAUCGUCUCCGUUGACCGGAAUCAAGAUGGCCGCGUUGACUUUUUCGAAUUCAAGAACAUGAUGCGCACCGUCGUCAUCCCUUCUUCUUGA
This is a messenger RNA of Thlaspi arvense, 570 nucleotides long. NCBI's taxonomy places the organism in Eukaryota, Viridiplantae, Streptophyta, Magnoliopsida, Brassicales, Brassicaceae. The record is from the annotation of a GenBank genome assembly.